GUCACUAAACAAUCGUAAUGUCAGUGGAGUAGUUUAGUGUUGCUUUUCAAAAAAAUAUGGCCGUAAUGGAAGGUUCUUUGAGUAAAUGGACAAAUGUGAUGAAAGGAUGGCAAUAUCGGUGGUUUGUGCUGGACGACAACAGCGGACUACUAUCUUAUUAUACAUCAAAAGAAAAAAUGAUGCGAGGUGUUCGGAGAGGUUGCGUCCGUUUAAAAGGUGCAGUGAUCGGCAUAGACGAUGAAGAUGACAGCACCUUUACCAUAACAGUGGACCACAAAACUUUUCAUUUUCAAGCCAGAGACGCCGAAGAGCGGGAAAAAUGGGUUCGAGCUUUAGAAGAUACCAUUAUAAGGCAUGGCAGUCAAAUGAAAUGGGAUGCAUAUCACCCCUCACCUACAUUAAAAGAUUUCGAUAACAAAGUUUCAGAAGCAGAUGCAUAUUUACAAUUAAUGAUCGAUCAAACAAAGAAUUUAGAGGAAAGAAUGGACAUAAUUACCGAUUUGGAGGAAAAAAACAAAUGUGAACUAAUAUUACAGCACGCCAAUGAAAUGUUGAAUAAUAUUAAACAUUCCAUUGUGCUUUUGCAAAUAGCAAAGAACACCGCUCACCCAAUAAAUGGAAUUUUCCACGCGAAGUCGCUUCCUUCAAACAGCACCACUCCUGGAGAUGUGGAAAUCAUGCCGCUGCCUGGCGACGCCGCCGUCCAACAAGGUAUAGAAUUAGGUUCAGAGUGUAUGGAAAACGCGCGAAGGCAUAGUCAUAGAACCAUCGCUGCAAGCACAUCGUUGGUUGUACCUGAUAUGUCCUACUCUAGUUCAGAAGGGGAAGAUGACUUUUUUGAUGCCAAUGACUCACCUUUCACCCAAAGUCAGCUUCCCACCCCUAGUAGCUUAAGAUCGUUCGACAAUGACCACAGCAACAGCCAAUCAGCGAACAACGUCGCACUUACGAAACAAGAGAGCAUCUUGACGAUUAGCAGCGCGCGUGCGCCGUCCACUAGACAAGAAAGCAUCGCGUCUAGGAUUACCAACUCCGAGGAACUUGACUAUGAUGCUUUAUACGAAGAUAAUGACGGAGAUGACGUCAUCUCGGAAAACCACGGUUCCGUCAUCAGACAUCUUUUGUCUCAAGUCAAAAUUGGAAUGGACCUAACCAAAGUAGUGUUGCCAACCUUUAUAUUGGAAAGGCGAUCCCUCCUGGAGAUGUACGCGGACUAUUUCGCACAUCCCGAUCUAUUUUUAAGUAUAACAGAUUUAAAAGAACCCAGAGAUCGCAUGGUUCAGGUGGUAAAAUGGUACCUGUCGUCCUACCAUGCUGGCAGAAAAAGCGCGGUUGCCAAAAAACCCUACAAUCCCAUAUUGGGAGAAGUGUUUCGGUGUCACUGGAACGUGGCCCCGGAAAAUUGCGAGGAAUCCGUCGACGACGGUCCUGUACCUUGGUGCAAACGUAACCAGCUCACCUUCAUCGCCGAACAGGUCUCCCACCAUCCACCCAUAUCCGCCUUCUACGCCGAACACUAUGAAAAGCGGAUCAGCUUUAACGCGCAUGUCUACACCAAGUCAAAGUUCCUCGGGCUGUCCGUUUGCGUGUACAACAUAGGUCAGGGCGUCGUCAGCGUCUUGGAUCACGACGAAGAGUACAUUGUAACGUUUCCGAACGGUUACGGCCGAUCGAUUUUGACCGUCCCGUGGAUUGAAUUGGGCGGAUCCGUUACGAUAACCUGCCCCAAAACCGGCUACUAUUGCAACAUCGAGUUUUUGACUAAGCCGUUCUAUGGGAACAAGAAGAAUAAGGUCACCGCCGAGGUGUUUGCGCCCGAUGAGAAAAAAGCGUUUUUGAACAUACAAGGCGAGUGGAACGGCGUGAUGGAGGCUAAAUACAGUGAUAAGGAUUCCUUUGAGCCGUUCAUCGACGUAAACGAACUGGAGAUCACCAAGAAAAUGGUGCAUCCAAUCAGCCGACAGGAAGAGAACGAGAGCAGGCGACUAUGGAAGGAAGUCACGGCCGGCUUGAAGUUUAACGAAAUCGACCGAGCGACGAACGCGAAGCAGACGCUGGAACAAAAGCAACGCGAAGAGGCCAAAGAACGAAAAGAAUCGGGUCGAGAGUGGCAAACUAAAUUGUUUAAGAAGGGAAGCGAAGAAAGCUGGAUUUACACGAGUCCAUUGGGCCAGAGGUUGGCCAUGAGUCAAACAUCGAAAACCUGAACCACCCAAUAAAAUAAAAUUCGUUUUUUCUUUAAUUAUCGAAAAAAUACUGUUCUUAUCUUAAUCUAUUUUCUACCUUAACCAAUGAACAAUUUCUUUCUGAUUUUAUUAGUGAACUGUGAUAUAUCAAGAGAUGUACAGGAGUUUUUUAUGCAGGGUGUUUUGUGGAUUGUUAGUUUUUUGUUUCUGUGAGAUUUACAAAACACUCUGUUUAAGUGAGGUGUUCAGUGACAAGGACUUUAAUGCUUUUAGAACAAAAAGUUUUCUGUAUCAAACAAGAAUAAAAAAGUAUUAAAUAAUUAUCUAUUGUUUUUAGAUAACAUUUUCAAAGCUUUUGGUAUUAGGUCUGCUGCCGGCCAGCAUUUAUUUUUGUGUUAGAUUUACCCUGUAAUUUUAUAGUCAUGUUUUAACAUUAUUAAUUUUGGUGGUUAUAUUUGAAUUUAUUUUUUAUAUUUUAUAUGUGACUUGCCUUUAAAAAAAUAAAAAAAGGCAAAUGGUAGUACAAUCAGCUAAAUUUUUAUGUGACUUCCAAUGAAUUCCUAAAUAAAUGAUAUACACAUAUCAAGUUAAAAUGCAGUUUUAUUUCAUUAAAAAAUACCUAAUCAAUACAAAUCAACACCUAAUAAUAAACAAAAAUUAACCUACAGUAGUGGUAUCCCUCUUCUCUAUAAACCUCAACUGUUUUUUCCUUAGUUUCUUCAAUUUCUUGGUAUUUGUGAUAACUUGAACAACUUCAGUCUUCAGCCUAUUUUCUUCCUGUCUUUUUAAAUUGUCCCUUCUCCUCUGCUUUUUUAACUCUUUUUCAGCCUCUUUUUCUGCUUUAAGCGCCUUUGAUGCCUCUUUAACCUGCUUCAGUUUCUCACGAAGUUGCUGUUUCUUUUCAAAAGAGUUUCUUAUACCUUUUGUUUUAAUUAUGGAGGAAAACCGUUUUCUUUCAGUUUUCCAUACUCUACCCGACUUGGGUUUACCUUUUACCACA
Molecule: messenger RNA, 3186 nt
Organism: Brassicogethes aeneus
Lineage: Eukaryota; Metazoa; Arthropoda; Insecta; Coleoptera; Nitidulidae
Source: the annotation of a GenBank genome assembly